AUGGAAAACUCCAGAUGCUUUUUUGACUCUUUUGAUGCAUUUUACCUAUGCAGUUGCGGGCUUUAUUUAUGCAUAAAGCAUUAUUUUUCUCAUAAAAAAGAAUUUCAAGACCACAAUAUAGAGCGUAUUAAGAUCCCUAUAAACAAUGAGUCAAGGAAAAUCCUUACUCCCCCCCCCCCCUCCGUGAGCGAACAAAAAAAUUUUGUUCGCUCACGGAGGGGGGUUAAUUUUUUUUUUUAAAAAAAAUUUAUAUAUAAAUUUUAUAAAAAAUAUUUUUUUCGAAAUUUAAAAAAAUCCUAAUUUGCAAAAAUGGGAAGCAAAUAUUUAAUUUAAUUUGCAAAAUUUAUGUUUUAAAACGCAAUUUGUUUAAAAUUAAACAGAAUUUAGCUCUAGAUUUCAUUAUACUAAUUAUCAUUUAUAUAUCAAAAUUUUUUUCCAUUAAAAAUUUUUUCUAUUAAAAAAAUUUUUGUUCACUCACGGAGGGUGGGUUUUUUGGUCAAAAAAUGGCGAUUUUUCUAAUGGUUUUGUUCGCUCACGGAGGGGGGGGGGGAGUUAUAAAUUUGUUUCUGACUAUAAAGCAAAAUUUCGCUAAUUAUACCAAUCAAUGAUUUAAAUUAUCACAUAAAAAAGGAAAUGCAGAAAACUAUGAAAAAUUUUUAAUAUUUUUUAACUGGAUUUAUCAAGAGUGCAGUAGACUCAUUUUAAUUCUUAUGAAAAAGAGAUUCAUUUCAAAGCAGCUUUUUUAUUAUCCUCCAAUAAAGUAUUUUUUAAUUAAUCCACCUUGUAUAGCAGCGCAGUAUGCUGAAAUUUUAAAAUUUCCUGAAGCUAUACCAAAAUAUCUAUCUGACUUUUAUCAUUCAAAUAUUCAUAAUCUUCUCUUUAAAUUCAAUUAUUUCAAAUUUGAAAAUCAAAAAUACAUAAGUUACUGAAGCUACGAUGAUUUAGGGCUCAAAAAUGAUUUUCAUAGUUUACUCUUAAUGGUAUUUUUAGAUUACAUUUUAAAGUCUGAAUAUGAAAUGGCCUAUGAAAUAAUUCAGAAUAUACUCAAUAUUCAAGAAUUUUAUAAAACGAAUCAUUUAUUUAUUAGUUUUUGAGAAUCCAUAUCAAGCAUCAUCGGUAAAUUAAUAGAGCAAAAAUCUUAUCCUGGCCUGCAAGAAAAAUUUUUUGAUCUAGAAAUUAAUAUUUCUCAUUCAAAUAGCUGAGUUUUAGGAUUUUAUUCAAUAUUUUCAAAUUUAUUUCAAAGCAUGAAAUAUUAUAGCCUUGCUUAUUAUUGUCUUGAGAAACUUGAAGUGUAUUUUUUGAAUUUGAACUUAAUGUCGAAAGUAAUUGAUCUAAUAUUGAUUUAG
Messenger RNA from Blepharisma stoltei, 1346 nucleotides. The record is from the annotation of a GenBank genome assembly. NCBI's taxonomy places the organism in Eukaryota, Ciliophora, Heterotrichea, Heterotrichida, Blepharismidae.